Molecule: messenger RNA, 879 nt
Organism: Coprinopsis cinerea okayama7#130
Lineage: Eukaryota; Fungi; Basidiomycota; Agaricomycetes; Agaricales; Psathyrellaceae
Exons: 3
Coding region: 1-879 (292 amino acids)
Molecular function (GO): protein binding
Source: RefSeq, a predicted model, not a curated record
AUGCAAACGACCGCAAACUCCUCCUCCGACGCCCUAAUGGGUACCCCUAUCGACGAAUCCAACGCCUGCUUUCACCCAGACUUCUCUGACCCCGAUGGCGAUGUCGUACUGGCCUCGAGAAACUGCAAGAUGAUGUUCCGGACGCAUUCUUACACGUUGAAAACUACGUCUGGGUUCUUCAGGAGCAUGUUCAGUUUGCCAGGGCGAAAAUGCUCGGAGGUGAUUUACACCAACGAGGAGACGGAUGUUCUAGAGCAUCUCCUGAGGAUGGUCUGUGGGCUGCCUGUUCUGCCGCUGGACCCAACCUUGGUCGAACCAAUAUUGCACGCCGCGGAAACGUACGAUAUGCCUGGCCCUAUGUCUAUAGUGCGCUUGGGAGUCAAGAGCAGCCCCCUCUCAGACGAUCCUCUGAGAAUGUAUGUCAUUUGCAGUCGCUAUGGCUGGGAGUCCGAGAUGAAGUACUUCUCGACCCGGACCUUGACAUACAACCUGCAUGACCCAACCCACUUUGAGACGUUGCAAAGUCUUUCAUCGACCGCACUGCUCAAACUCUUUGCGCUGCACCGUGGGCGGCGAGAAAGUUUGCGGAAACGUCUGAACGAUCCACCGUUUGUCUCUGGGGGAGCGGCUGUUUGCAUACAGUGCCAAGGGCGGAUCGAGUACCAGACGUGGCGUGAACUCAAGUACAGGAUAAUCCUGGAGAUCGAUGAGCGGCCACUUGGCGAUACUAUUCUUCCUGGCCUGGCCGAGUGGCCAGAGGCAAAUGCUUGCUGGCAAGCUGUCUGCCCGAACAUUACGUGCCAUCGCAGGCUCUACGACAAAGCUGAAUCGUUCAGGGUAAUACGAGACUGUAUUGAGCGACUUCCGGACACAGUUUGA